Molecule: messenger RNA, 2702 nt
Organism: Scheffersomyces stipitis CBS 6054
Lineage: Eukaryota; Fungi; Ascomycota; Pichiomycetes; Serinales; Debaryomycetaceae
Gene: FCR1
Product: Fcr1p
Exons: 1
Coding region: 457-2286 (609 amino acids)
Biological process (GO): regulation of DNA-templated transcription
Molecular function (GO): zinc ion binding; DNA-binding transcription factor activity, RNA polymerase II-specific
Source: RefSeq, a predicted model, not a curated record
ACUCUACAAGUGUACUAUAAUUAGUACUGACUCUGGCUAAGCUGGACAUACCUUCGAAGCACUCGUCCGAGUAACUUCCGCCCCAGUAGUAGACAUCUCAUCCUACCACUAAACCACACCAAUAGUCCCAGCUUAGUAAGGGACUGUUAAAUCCGAGUUUGAGAGUGCACUAAUACUGCUUGUUAUACCGACACCUGUUCCUCCAGCAAUUGAGUUUUCUUAUUAAUAACACAUCUGCUCCUGAUCAGAAGAAUUGUAUUUUGAACAAUUGGUAUAAGCUCGUAUCAGUCUAAACCCAUCUCAAUUCCACUUUGAACUUUGUACUAUCGUGUUCCACUAGUCGAAAGAUAUUGCACCCAUUAGUCAGAAUUGAGUUCGCCAGCUUCCUGGAGCACAUGUACAUAAUUGUCCAGUACUUCUAUUAUAUCUAUUCAGUUUGUACUUGACUUCGACAGAAUGAAUCCUGUAUCUCCUCCUUCACCUACAGACGAAGCCGGUCACAGCACGCUAGGCAUUUCGGCCAGCGGCAACGUCGGCUACUCUUCGAGCCAUAUCAAGAAAAAGAGAGUAGGAAAAGCUUGCGACUCCUGUCGUAUCAAGAAGACGAAAUGUGAUGGUAAGAAGCCUUGCAACCGUUGCAUAAUUGAUAACAAGAUCUGUGUCUUCACAGAAAAGAAAAAGCCCAAGGAAAAGAACCAUCCUCAGGGCUAUGUAGAAUUGCUAGAAACUCGUUUGGAUAUCUUGACCAAGUCAUUGGAGAAGUUAAUCGAGUUGAGUAGACCCAGUUUGCCUUUCUUGGAAGAAAUACUCCAGGACGGAAAGAGAACCAGAAGAAUGAAAACAGAAUUCGAGUCUGACUCUAAUGAUGAAUUGCUGUCUGAUGAGGAUAGUCAAUCACCAGGCACUCAGACGAGGGUUAAAAAGGAAAAGGACUUUUCAAUUGACGAGCUUGACCACAAUUCAACGGUUGUACCUGAUGAGGACAGCAUUCCUAUAAAUAGAGUCGUAUCCUACCUUAUCAACAGCGAGGGCUUGCUUAAUAAUUUGCCUGUAGAAUGGGAAGCUGGUGCUAUGCUAGCAGCAAACUACGUUCCCAAGAACAUGGACAAGUACCUGAAGGUUUUUGCUGAACACAAGUUGAAUGUCACAGAAAAGAAUGAAAUUGAAAACCAUAACCAUAACCAUACAGAGUUCGGACCAAGUCCAAGUAGCUUGGCUGUUCAUCGGGAUCAACUUUUUCAACAUUCACAGUUUUCUAAUAAAAGACAAAAUAACCAAGUCGCUGUGAAGAGAGAAGACGACCAUCCGGUCUUGUACGAGGAUGGAGAGGACAUGGCAAUUACUUCUCCAACAGCUUCAGCAUUGCUGCAGACAAGUUUGACAGAGCAAUUGAACUUGAACGAGUUCUCCCUAGGAGGUUUUUCCUCUGGGGGACUAGUUGUAGCAGGAACUGGACAUUUUGAGAAUGCCAACAAUACCAAUAGUCUUUCUUCGUAUGCCUCUUCCAACAACGACUUCACCAUGAGCGACAUAGAUACGGAUUCCGUUUCAAGUUAUUCGCAGGGCCAGCUUCAUCAUGGUAAGAUGCCAUCGCAUCAAAUCUCCCAGAUUCAGAAUCAUCAACUCCAAUCACAGAAAUUCAUAAAGAGCGCCUCAAUUUCACCAGCAGAGAUUGAAAACUUCCCUAGGAGAGCCAACUCUAUUUUCUUGUCAAACUCGCAGGGUUGUGAAGGUCAACCACCUUCUUCCGUGACCAAGAGCGGUUCUAUUUCUUCAUUAACUUCGAAAUACGAAAACCACAACUUGGCCAUGCCUGUCAGUUCAGCUACUCCACCUCCUGAAACCUUGAGAAGGUCAAGUUCUUCAUUGAUCCAACGUCCAUGUUCUCCUUCUCACCAAAAAGCAAAAAACAGUGGUCAUGUUCAUAAAGCCCAAUUCCAUCCCCAUUCUCUGUCCAACAAGUCUAGUACUUCUGGAACUGUAGUCAGUAAUAAUGGAAAUGAAUUUCAUAUCAGUGGAAACUACAUUGGCAAGAGACUGAGCUACUCCAGUGUCUCUUCUACGAACUCUAAUGCUACUACACCAAGCAUAAUCGUUGCUCACACUACACCAACGCUCUUUGGAGGAAGCAGCACAGUCACAACAUCGUUGUCGCCUCAGAAUCAAGGCUUCCCAUUCUACGACAACCAGGAUAGCUCCAAAGACUUUGACAAUUUCGUCUUGACCUUUGAUGAGCUUCCAUCCACUGCAUUCAAGAUUAACCCUACAAUCCACGAGAGCCCAUAAGAGAAUCUACACUUUGAGUCUACAGAUACCAACGAAACUAACGAUCGCCAUUCAACAACCAGAAAUGUAGCAGAAACAGCCACCUCCAGACCAUGGACCUGGUUGGGAAUGGAAAAUUAAACAGCCUCACAGCCAGCAAUCGCAAUUCAUCUGCAAGCAAAUAAUUCGCGUACGGCAUCAGGUCUUGCUAAUUAAAACUAUCAUUGCCAUUAUUUUCGAACAUUCUCUGCUCGUCAGUUCGCGAGUGUUCAUUCACUUCUUGUAUUAAGCUUGAUUUUGCUUUGCCAUCUUCAUUAGAGUUAAUAAUUUUCACGCCUGAUUUUCUACGGAAGCAGUUCGAGGCCCUCUAAUGUUCAUUUUGAUGUGUGGUAUAUAAUUUAGAUCGAUUAUUUAUUAGUAAUUAAAAUAUCAGUUAC